AUGACUUUUAAUCCAAGUAUUAUUAUUUCGGAUUUUGAAGGAAGCUUAAGAGAUAUUAUUAAAACUGAAUUUCCUAAUUCAGAAGAUGUUCGACGAUACUUUCAUUUCACUCAGGCGGUAUAUCGAAAUGUUCAAACGCUUGGUUUAUGUCGUGAUUAUACUGCUGGCGAAGAAAUUCGAGAGUUAUUUGUCGAAAAUGUUUCUGAUACAUUUCCAGAUUUUGUUAUUGAAUUAUCAACAGCAAAAUAUGAUUUGCUUAAACCAUUAUUUAGUUAUUUUGAUAAUCAAUGGAUUCAAAAAUUAAAUCCUCAGCAUUGGAAUGUUUAUGAAAUGAAAAUGGGAAUAACCAAUAGUGCUGAGAAUUUAUAUUUUUCACUAAUACUGAUCCUUUUCUCGUUAUUUUUUAUCGGCUACCAUAAUCAUCUUAAUUUACGAAUAUUUAAAUAUUAUUCAAAUAUAUGA
Messenger RNA from Adineta ricciae, 462 nucleotides. Lineage: Eukaryota; Metazoa; Rotifera; Eurotatoria; Adinetida; Adinetidae. The record is from the annotation of a GenBank genome assembly.